Messenger RNA from Racocetra persica, 153 nucleotides. The record is from the annotation of a GenBank genome assembly. Lineage: Eukaryota; Fungi; Glomeromycota; Glomeromycetes; Diversisporales; Gigasporaceae.
AUUUCGACUGGGCCGGUAAAGAAGGAAUUGAGUGCUAUCCUUCGUUCAUGAACUAUAAAAAUAUUAAAUGGCCACCAGGGGCUGAAUAUAGGAAGAAACUGGAUCGGAAACAUGACAUUUAUUGGUUAAAAUCGUUGAAAACUAAAUAUUUGG